Metarhizium brunneum ARSEF 3297 is the source of this 390-nucleotide messenger RNA. RefSeq lists its product as uncharacterized. The record is from RefSeq and is a predicted model, not a curated record. Lineage: Eukaryota; Fungi; Ascomycota; Sordariomycetes; Hypocreales; Clavicipitaceae.
AUGUACAGCAACAUUGGCAUCAACAUUGGCAUCAGCAUUGGCAUCAGCAUUGGCAUCGGUAUCAACAUUCGCAUCAACAUCAAUAUUGACAGCUACAUUAGAAGGAACAGUAACAUGAGUAUUUCCAGCAAUACUAAGAGUGAUGUCAAUGCCAGCAGCAGCAGCAGCACUACCACCACCACCACCGCCAACAACAGCAUCAUCAUCAUCAUCAUCACCAUCAACUACAACAACAACAGCAGCUCUCCCCCGCCUGCUACGUGGCCACCAGCCCCUAAACAAGUCCAGCCAUCAUGCCCCCCCGCCCGCGCCAGGAACAAGAACCUGGCCCUACGCAACGUUCUAGCUCCGAGCCGAGAAAGCCUCCAGCAAAACCGCCUGGACCCCUAA